Messenger RNA from Diaporthe amygdali, 423 nucleotides. RefSeq lists its product as uncharacterized. The transcript has 2 exons. The record is from RefSeq and is a predicted model, not a curated record. Bases 1 to 423 code for a protein of 140 amino acids. NCBI's taxonomy places the organism in Eukaryota, Fungi, Ascomycota, Sordariomycetes, Diaporthales, Diaporthaceae.
AUGCCAACCUCGACCCCGAGCCCAAAGAUGGCCACCACGACCUCGUCGAAGGGUGACAACGAUGGCCCAGCAGCAUCGAGGAAAGCACCAUCAGGACACGAGCAGCCCCAAACAAACCAGAUAGAAAUAGAUGUGGGCGGUAGCGAGGCAGGACUCCCACCUGGGCUCACCAUUCCUGGCCCGAUCACCAAGACCGUCGAGUGCAACAUGAUGAGCUACACGGACGGCGAGGGCAUCACCCGCCAGAUCUACAUGCCAAAGGGCACCGCCGGGCUCGCUAGUACCCUUUUGAUGGACAAGAGAUGGGAUUCUCUGGCCAAGUUCCCUGUCUGGAAUAACCAGACAUACGACGAUUGGGAGGCCGAUGAGGAAAAAUAUGCAUAUUUGCGGGAUGAAUUGGACGAUCAUCCUAAUCAAGUUUGA